This is a messenger RNA of Phymastichus coffea, 1316 nucleotides long. It is a transcript of the gene Ciao1, whose product is annotated as probable cytosolic iron-sulfur protein assembly protein Ciao1. Bases 252 to 1259 code for a protein of 335 amino acids. Gene Ontology annotation, cellular component: cytoplasm; mitochondrion; cytosolic [4Fe-4S] assembly targeting complex. Gene Ontology annotation, molecular function: protein binding. The transcript is spliced from 3 exons. Lineage: Eukaryota; Metazoa; Arthropoda; Insecta; Hymenoptera; Eulophidae. Gene Ontology annotation, biological process: iron-sulfur cluster assembly. The record is from RefSeq and is a predicted model, not a curated record.
CACACGUGUCUGCAGAUAUCUACUUUGCCGACUGCGUGACGGAAUAAUAUUCAAUAAUAAUCUCGUGAAAGUCAAAUAACUCCUUGAAUUCGUAUCGAUCUCUAUUUGUUUCUGAUUACCGUGAGCUGGCUGAUUUAUUGUUGACGUUUCGACAUCGUGAUAAUUAAAUGAUAAUGCACCGGAUACUCGUGACUGCAUAGAACGAGUGAUUUGUUGAAUCGUAUUUAAUUGUUGAAAGUUUAUCGGUAAUAAUGGGUAAACUAGAACUGCAACAAAGCCUGGUUGGACACAAAGGCAGAGUAUGGAAUGUUUGCUGGCACCCUGCUGGUGAGUCGCUUGCCUCUUGUGGAGAGGAUAAGACCAUCAGAAUUUAUAUGCAUGACAAGUCAAAAUGGACGAUAAAAACCAUUUUAACAGAGGGUCAUACUAGAACAAUAAGAGAAGUGUCUUGGUCGCCUUGUGGCAAUUACAUUGCUUCUGCAAGCUUUGAUGCAACGGUUGCAAUUUGGGAUCAAAAAUCAGGGCAAUUUGAAUGUAAUACUACCUUGGAAGGUCAUGAGAAUGAAGUAAAAAGUGUUAGUUGGUCUGCUAGUGGCCAAUUGUUGGCAACAUGCAGUAGAGACAAAUCUGUCUGGGUUUGGGAAAUACAGGAUGAAGAAUAUGAAUGUGCUGCUGUCAUAAAUGCCCACACUCAAGAUGUCAAAAAGGUGCGGUGGCACCCACAGAAGGACAUUUUGGCCUCAGCAAGUUAUGACGACUCAGUAAAGAUCUUCAAAGAGGACACAGCGAGCAGUGACUGGAUAUGCGUGUCAACCUUGAAUUCGCACGCAUCGACAGUUUGGAGCUUAGCAUUUGACGCUAGUGGAAACCGACUUGUAACGUGUAGCGACGAUAAAACACUGAAGAUUUGGCAGCAAUAUGAGCCAGGCAACGAAAUGGGGAUCGAGACGCCAGACAACGAACCUGUCUGGAAAUGCGUCUGCACGUUGUCGGGCUUCCACUCGCGAACCAUUUACGACGUGGACUGGUGUAAGAAAACGGGUUUAAUUGUAACGGCUUGCGGCGACGACAUUGUACGCGUAUUCCGCGAAGAUAGCGAUUCCGACAAGCAUCAGCCGUCUUUUAGUCUUGUGUGCACGAUGGACAACGCGCACACUCAGGACGUUAAUUGCUCGCAGUGGAAUCCAUGCGUGUCUGGUGUCAUUGCCUCCUGCAGCGAUGACGGAAGUGUCAAAGUUUGGCAAUAUAGCGACGACUAAUUUAUGUAAAAAAACUCUGUAUAUUUGGAGAACAUAUAUUUUAUUGUUAUUUUCUAU